UUAUUUCUAAUGUUAGAAAUAAAAAUAAAGCAUUGGCUUGAGCCUUCUUUUGGUGUCAAAAUAAUAUCUACGAAUAGUUAUCGACUAUCAGAAAAUGAUAAAAAAAGAAAAAGAAUGAAAUUUAUUAUAGAACGAUGUACGUUUCAUUCCAAAGGUAUGAUCACUAAGCUUCAACUAAUGUCGAAAUUUAGCGUCAUGAUGAAAUCUAGCUACAACAACAACGACAAUUAUGAUGGCGGUGUUAAUCCAAAACCUAACAAAAGUAGUUUCUCUUCAAAAAUCCUCGAUUGGUUCGAGAACCUCAUUAUGUACGGUUUUUCUUCCUCUAAAAAUACUACUAAUCACCAUUUUCUCUCCGGUAAUUAUGCUCCGGUUCAUGAAACCCCUCCCGUCCACAACCUCCCUCUCAUCGGCUACCUUCCGGAGUGCUUAAAUGGAGAAUUUGUUAGAGUUGGCCCUAAUCCAAAGUUUGCUCCACUAGCUGGAUAUCAUUGGUUUGAUGGAGAUGGAAUGAUUCAUGGUUUGCGGAUUAAGAAUGGAAAAGCAACUUAUGCGUCUCGUUAUGUUAGAACAUCACGUCUUAAACAAGAAGAAUACUUUGGAGGUCCUAAAUUCAUGAAGAUUGGAGACAUGAAUGGGGUUUUUGGAUUACUUGUGGUGAUAAUUCAAAUUCUGAGGGCAAUUCUCAAAGUAUUAGAUCUUUCAUAUGGACUUGGAACAGCUAAUACAGCUCUUAUAUAUCAUCAUGGAAAACUUUUAGCACUGUCAGAAGCAGACAAACCAUAUAUCAUUAAAGUGUUGGAAGAUGGAGAUUUUCAAACACUUGGGCAGUUUGAUUAUCACAAGAGAUUGGCACAUUCAUUCACAGCUCAUCCAAAGAUCGAUCCAUUUACAGGAGAAAUGUUUACAUUUGGUUUUUCACUUAUUACUCAUCCAUAUAUCACUUAUAGAGUAAUUUCCAAAGAUGGUUUCAUGCAUGAUCCAAUACCUAUAACAAUACCAAAUCCCAUCAUGAUGCAUGACUUUGCCAUUACUCAAAAUUAUGCCAUUUUCAUGGAUCUUCCUUUAAUUUUCAGGCCAGAGGAAAUGAUGAAGGGAAAGAAUUUUAUAAUUUCAUUUGACGCCACCAAAAAGGCUCGAUUCGGUGUGCUUCCGCGGUAUGCAAAGGAUGAGCUUUUGAUCAAAUGGUUUGAGCUUCCAAAUUGCUUCAUAUCCCAUAUUGCAAAUGCUUGGGAGGAGGAAGAUGAUGAAGUUGUUAUGAUCACUUGUCGUAUUGAGAAUCUUGAUUUGAGCAUGUACGGUGGGGAUAUCAAACAAAAGCUUAACAUAAACGCUUCUUUGUAUGAGAUGAGAUUCAACAUGAAAACAGGUGUAUCUUCUCAAAAAAGACUUUCACCAUCACAUGUAGAUUUUCCUAAGGUGAAUGAGAGCUACACUGGCAGGAAACAACGUUAUGUGUAUGGGAAUAGACUAGACCGUCUUGGAAAAGUCACCGCAAUUGUCAAGUUUGAUCUGAAUAAUGUUGAACCUGAUCAUCAGAGUACUGAUCACAGAACAUGUAGUCUUGAUGAGGUUGGUGGAAAUAUUGAAGGUAUCUAUGAUCUUGGACAUGGUACAUUUGGAUCUGAGGCUAUAUUUGUUCCCAAAGUUCAUGAACUCAUCAACUCUCAAGAAGAUGAAGAUGAUGGCUACUUAAUAUUCUUUGUUCAUGAUGAGAAUAAUGGAAAAUCAAAAGUGCAUGUUAUUGAUGCAAAAACAAUGUCAGCCAAUCCAAUUGCUGUAAUUGAUUUGCCUUGUAGAGUUCCAUAUGGAUUACAUGCAUUGUUUAUUACUGAGAAACAACUGCAAGAACAAGCAGAGAGCUAAUUGGAAAUAGUCCUCCAUAUAGCACUCUAAGAUUUUUUUUUUUUAGCUAUAAUUAAUUUUAAAAGAUUUCAAAAUCUUUGUAAUGUCAAUAUAUAAUAACUUAUUGUAUAAGAUCAUAAAUAGUUUUCUUGUAGCUUUAAGUUAUUACAAGCUCUCUUUAAAUAUUGUUGUGCUAUAAUAGAUAUUGUAUUGUGUUCAUAAUUUUU
Messenger RNA from Cannabis sativa, 2072 nucleotides. RefSeq names its product carotenoid 9,10(9',10')-cleavage dioxygenase 1. The transcript has 14 exons. Gene Ontology annotation, molecular function: carotenoid dioxygenase activity. The coding region runs from base 10 to 1866 and encodes 618 amino acids. The record is from RefSeq and is a predicted model, not a curated record. Gene Ontology annotation, cellular component: chloroplast stroma. Gene Ontology annotation, biological process: carotene catabolic process. Lineage: Eukaryota; Viridiplantae; Streptophyta; Magnoliopsida; Rosales; Cannabaceae.